Messenger RNA from Maylandia zebra (zebra mbuna), 14694 nucleotides. Lineage: Eukaryota; Metazoa; Chordata; Actinopteri; Cichliformes; Cichlidae. The record is from RefSeq and is a predicted model, not a curated record.
UGCGGACCGUGUGUGUGUGCACAUAGAGGAUGGCUCAGUGCUCAGGUGCAGGCAGCAGACUUUGGGAACCAGUCAAGCAGGCAACAGGACCAGACUUUACACCCAGACAGAGCUUUUUGCUGGGCUGAGGGCUGGAGAUUGAGCCCUCUUUUUGGACCUCCAUCCCUGAAGCUCUCUUAAUCUACCUGUAACUAAGCUUUCAUUUAUACACUAUUCAUUAACAAGAGGACCAUUUCAACUGUGUGUGGAUCCUAAAUGUUUAAAGGAAAUUCUUCUUCUUUUUGUAUUUGUUAUAAUUUGGCACUCAUUUACACUGUGAGCUCUGAGUGGAAGCAGCUGUCUUGUCAGCCGUGGAUUUUGCAGAGGUGAAAGAGAGGAGUAUGUCCUGUCUGUGCCAUGCCCCAAACUGGACCUCAGUGGAUAGCUGCUGAGGGAAAUAAGGCACAAAAGAGAGAGCCAAAUCUUUAAAACGAGGACAGGAAAGUCCUCAGACAAUCUCCCUCUCACACACCUGUGAGGGCUCACUCUCUGACAAAAGAACAGCCGAGAAGAGGAGGAACAAAAAGAUAAUUAGGAGCCAAGAAGAUAAGGCUAAAGGGGAGACUUUGGGUCCAGACUCCCUUCCUUCAUUCAUCCCUCCUUUUUCAGUUCCCACCUGUGUGGAUUAAUUGGGCUGGAGAACCAUGGCGCAUGCCGCUUCGCAGCUGAAGAAAAAGGCGGACGAGAACCUCGCUGCAGAGGAAGAGAAGGAGAAGGAGAGGAAGAAGUCAAGGAAACGGUCUCGCGAACCAAAGAAAAAGACAGACGUAAACGCUUGUUAUCUGCGGGCUGCUCGGGCUGGCAACCUUGAGAAAGCGUUGGAUUACCUGAAAAAUGGGGUUGACAUUAAUAUUUGCAAUCAGAAUGGCCUCAAUGCUCUCCAUCUGGCUUCGAAGGAGGGCCAUGUGGAAGUGGUGGCUGAGCUCAUCAAACAGGGUGCCAAUGUGGAUGCUGCUACUAAGAAAGGAAACACUGCCCUCCACAUAGCUUCUCUUGCUGGACAGACAGAGGUGGUGAAGGAGCUUGUCACCCACAGUGCCAACGUCAAUGCUCAGUCUCAGAAUGGCUUCACUCCGCUGUAUAUGGCAGCGCAGGAGAAUCACUUGGAUGUGGUGCAGUUCUUAUUGGACAAUGGCUCCAGCCAGAGCAUCGCCACUGAGGAUGGUUUCACUCCGCUGGCGGUUGCACUGCAGCAAGGCCAUGACCAGGUAGUUUCCCUUUUGCUGGAAAAUGACACCAAGGGGAAGGUCCGCCUCCCAGCGUUGCACAUCGCUGCACGUAAAGAUGACACCAAGGCUGCCGCCCUCCUCCUCCAGAACGACCACAAUGCUGAUGUGGAGUCUAAGAUGAUGGUGAAUAGAACAACAGAGAGCGGGUUCACUCCUCUGCAUAUUGCGGCUCACUACGGCAACAUCAACGUAGCAACACUGCUGCUUAACAGAGGGGCAGCUGUGGACUUCAAGGCGAGGAACGACAUAACACCGCUGCACGUAGCAUCCAAACGUGGGAACAGCAACAUGGUGCGACUGCUGCUGGAGAGAGGGGCCAAGAUAGAUGCACGCACCAAGGACGGUCUAACUCCUCUUCACUGUGGCGCCAGAAGUGGCCAUGAGCAAGUAGUGGAGAUGCUGCUGAACAGAGGAGCUCCAAUACUGUCAAAGACCAAGAACGGUCUGUCUCCUCUUCACAUGGCGACGCAAGGCGACCACCUCAACUGUGUUCAGCUGCUGCUGCACCACGACGCGCCCGUGGAUGACGUGACAAACGACUACCUGACGGCGCUGCACGUUGCUGCCCACUGUGGGCACUACAAGGUGGCGAAGGUCAUCGUGGACAAGAAAGCCAAUCCCAACGCCAAGGCGCUGAAUGGUUUCACUCCCCUGCACAUUGCCUGCAAGAAAAACAGACUUAAGGUGAUGGAGCUGCUUCUGAAGCAUGGAGCGUCUAUACAGGCUGUCACAGAGUCCGGUCUGACGCCGAUCCACGUUGCAGCUUUUAUGGGACAUGAAAACAUCGUCCACCAGCUAAUCAACCACGGGGCUUCACCAAACACAAGCAAUGUGAGGGGGGAGACAGCACUCCACAUGGCAGCGAGGGCGGGACAGUCCAAUGUGGUCCGGUAUCUGAUUCAGAAUGGAGCACGAGUCGACGCCAAGGCCAAGGAUGACCAGACUCCUCUGCACAUCUCAAGCCGUCUUGGUAAGCAAGAUAUUGUGCAGCAGCUCCUGGCGAACGGAGCAUACUCAGAUGCCACGACCAACUCUGGAUACACCCCCCUACACCUAGCCGCCAGGGAGGGGCACAGAGAUAUAGCUGCAACGCUGCUGGACCAUGGAGCUAGUCUGGGCAUUACUACUAAGAAGGGCUUCACUCCUUUGCACGUCGCAGCAAAAUAUGGGAAAAUCGAGGUGGCCAACCUGCUGCUGCAGAAGAACGCUCAGCCUGAUGCUGCUGGAAAGAGUGGACUAACUCCACUGCAUGUAGCAGCACACUAUGAUAACCAGAAGGUGGCGCUGCUCUUGCUCAACCAGGGAGCCUCACCGCACGCUGCUGCAAAGAAUGGUUACACUCCACUACAUAUUGCAGCUAAGAAGAAUCAGAUGGAGAUAACGACCACCUUACUGGAAUACAGCGCCUCUACCAACUCUGUAACGCGGCAGGGCAUCACUCCCCUGCACCUUGCAGCGCAGGAAGGAAACGUGGACAUUGUGACGCUGCUGCUGGCUCGGGACGCUCCUAUUCACAUGGGCAAUAAGUCUGGUUUGACUCCACUUCACCUGGCUGCCCAGGAGGAUAAAGUCAAUGUUGCUGAGGUCUUGUGCAAUCAAGGAGCCUUCAUAGAUCCAGAGACCAAGCUUGGAUACACUCCACUUCAUGUGGCCUGUCACUAUGGCAACGUGAAGAUGGUUAACUUUCUGCUGAAAAAUCAGGCGAAGGUCAACGCCAAGACAAAGAACGGCUACACACCUCUCCAUCAGGCUGCACAGCAGGGACACACACACAUCAUCAACUUGCUGUUACACCAUGGAGCAUCGCCCAAUGAACUCACUAAUAAUGGAAACAGCGCUCUGUCCAUUGCAAGGAGGCUCGGCUAUAUCUCUGUUGUGGACACGCUCAAGGUGGUCACAGAGGAGACUCUGACCACUCAGACUGUAAUCGAGAAGCACAAAAUGAAUGUCCCCGAGACCAUGAACGAGGUGCUGGACAUGUCCGAUGAUGAAGUGUAUAAAGCCAAUAUCCCCGAAAUGAUCACAGAGGACUAUUUUUCUGAUGUGGAAGAAGAAAUGGAUGUUGGAAAUAUCUGCAUCAGCUAUUCCUGUGACGAUGCGAUGACGGGGGACACGGACAAAUAUAUGGCCCCCCAGGAUCUGCGGGAACUGGGCGACGACUCACUCCCUCAGGACGGCUACAUGGGCUUCAGCAUUGGGGCACGAUCUCAGAGUCCGAAAGUCAGUUCUGAUAGGUCCAACAUGCUGAACCGGAGCUCGUUUACACGGGACAGCAUGAUGAUAGAGGAGAUACUGGCGCCGAGUAAGGAGAUGAUGCUUCGUAAGGAAAAGUCUUUCAUUGUAGAGCAACACAAUAAGCAUUUGGCAGCGGCUAAGGACUUUGACAGCGACUCUCUGAGGAGGUACAGCUGGACUGCAGAUGCACUGGAUAAUGUCAACCUAGUGUCCUCACCAAUACACUCUGGUUUUUCCUCUCCGCUCCCGCAGUACGACAGCAGGUUCCUGGUCAGCUUCAUGGUCGACGCCAGGGGUGGUUCCAUGAGAGGAAGCCGUCACAACGGCAUGAGAAUCAUCAUCCCGCCCAGAAAGUGCACAGCACCCACCCGGAUCACGUGUCGACUGGUGAAGAGGCACAAAUUGGCGUCGCCUCCCCCGAUGGUGGAAGGAGAAGGCCUGGCCAGCAGACUUGUUGAGGUCGGUCCCGCAGGAGCGCAGUUCCUUGGGCCUGUGAUAGUGGAGAUCCCUCAUUUUGGCUCGAUGCGGGGCCAGGAGAGAGAGCUGAUCCUGCUGCGCAGUGAGAACGGAGAAACCUGGAAGGAGCAUCUGUACGACUGCAAGACUGACGACCUCAAUCAGCUCCUCAAUGGCAUGGACGAAGAACUGGACAGUCCCAACGAGCUGGAGAGGAAGAGAAUCUGCCGCAUUAUCACCAAGGAUUUCCCGCAAUACUUUGCAGUAGUGUCUCGUAUCAGACAAGAGACGCACCAGAUGGGACCAGAGGGCGGGACUCUGUGCAGUCGCAGCGUCCCAUUGGUUCAGGCUUCCUUUCCAGAGGGAGCACUAACCAAGAAAAUCAAGGUUGGAUUGCAGGCUCAGCCAGUACCUGAUGAGGCCGUGAAGAAAAUCCUUGGUAAUCGAGCAACCUUCAGCCCCAUUGUUACUGUGGAGCCAAGAAGAAGGAAGUUCCAUAAACCAAUCACCAUGACAAUCCCAGUCCCGCCCCUCUCAGGGGAGGGGCUUACAAAUGGCUACAAAGGAGACUAUACUCCCUCCCUGCGCCUUCUCUGUAGCAUCACAGGUGGUACAUCACCAGCACAGUGGGAAGACAUCACAGGCACAACUCCUCUCACCUUUGUGAAUGACUGUGUCUCCUUCACCACUAAUGUUUCUGCCAGGUUCUGGUUAGCAGACUGCCACCAGAUACCAGAGACGGUGGGCCUGGCCACACAGCUCUACAGGGAGCUGAUCUGUGUGCCCUACAUGGCCAAGUUUGUGGUGUUUGCUAAGAUGAAUGACUCAGUGGAGUCCAGCCUGAGGUGCUUCUGUAUGACGGAUGACAAGGUGGAUAAAACCCUGGAGCAGCAGGAGAACUUUGAGGAGGUGGCCAGAAGCAAAGACAUAGAGGUUCUGGAGGGCCGGCCUAUAUAUGUGGAUUGUUAUGGGAACUUGGCUCCCCUGACCAAAGCUGGUCAGCAGUUAGUUCUUAACUUCUACGCCUUCAAGGAGAACCGUCUGCCUUUCUGUGUCAAGGUCAGAGAUCCCAGUCAAGAGCCGUGUGGUCGUCUCACUUUCCUGAAAGAAUGUAAGAUCAUGAAAGGCCUUCCACAAACUGCCGUGUGCAACCUGAACAUCACGCUUCCCGCAGUGAAAAAGGAAACGGAGUCAGAUGCCGAGGAUGAGACUGAAAAGCCAGAUCGACAACGUCAUACCUUUGCAUCCCUAGCCUUACGUAAGCGCUACAGCUAUCUGGCCGAGCCUGCACUGAAAACAGCAGUUGAACGAAGCGCAGCAACAAGAGCAUUGCCUGCUGGUUACCCUCACAAACCUAUCUUUCCAACCAGACCUUGCCCACCAUGGUCGACUGCUCCUAUUACCGUCCCUGGCCAAACAAGGCCCGUCGGAAUGGGGGGUGCCCUCAUCUCUACCGAUUCACCGGCAGCCUCACCAGCUGCUUCUCCACUGAAAUCUACUUGGCCCCUCUCAGCCCCAUCAGCUGCAUGUCCCACAACUAUAAAAGUUCCACCAGCGCUUACCCUGUCAUCCCCAGUCAAAUCUGCCAGUGACAUAGCGUCCUCAUCCCCCAUCCGUUCUUACAGGACUAUGCCCUCACCCAUUAAAACUGUAGUCCAGCAGGGUCAGUACCCUGUCCAGGGAUCUACCAGCCUUGUGUCCUCUGGAAGUCCAUGCAAACCUGCCACUGAUCCAGCUUCUAUCAAAAGUCUUGCUUCAGCAUAUACAUCAAGGACUUCUCCACUUCACUCAAUGCCCAAUGGUUAUAUACCAGAAAGGUCUCCAGCUCCUGUUCCUUCUACAGCAUCACCAAAGACAUCGUACAGCAUGUACAGUUCUAAUCUACCUUUUAAAACUGCCCUUGGGUCCACAGUUGUGACAGAUGCAGGGGCGCAUACCCUGUCUUCUGUUAAAAGCAUCUCCAGUCUGUCCUCUUUGAAAACCUCUGUAGACUCAACACUCUCAUCCCGUGGAGGGAGGACAUCCAUCUCAUCUCUCUCUUCCACUGGCCAAACAACCAUUGCUUCUUCAGAAUUGUCCAUGAUGAAUGGAUCUGUCUCACCUGUAAAAUAUCCAUCCUCUUCGUCCACUCCAUCCUCCCCUUCUUCACGCCUUAUUUCAGAGAGAAGUAGCAGCCUUCAAGAGAGGAUCCAGGCCACCACCCAGGCAGCAACCUCUGGUGUCAGCGCAGCCAUAAAUGAGGCUAUAGACUCGUACUCUGUCUCAGGCUACGGUACUCUUAAGUCACUGUCGUCCUCGCGUAGAUCUGCAACAGCAAGCUCUGCUUAUGGUUCUCUGAGAUCUGUAGCUGCCUCCCCAAACACGGCAGUUUCGUCUAAUACAAUGACUGUGCCUGUCUAUUCACUGGUUAAUGUCAUCCCAGAGACCCCUGCCAAACCAGGACCUGGGUCUCUUAAGAUGGCUCUUCCCGACUCCUCUCGCACCUCAUCAUCUCUAUCUUCCUCUUUGUCUUCCUGUGUUACUACAACAAAAAUAAAUUCCCAGUUAAAAUCCCCUCCAUUUAUCACACCACCCAUCAUCCACCCGACUGCAGCUUCUAACCAGGAGAUAUUGAAAGAUGUAGCAGACAUGAAACAAGAUCUGAUUAGGAUGACAGCUAUUCUGCAGACAGACACACAGACUGCAGCUAAAACUGUCCAAACUUCACAUACUGGCACUCCCAAAGAGACUAAGUUAGAGGAAGAGGAGCCAUAUACUCUGGUGGAGAAAGUAAAAGAAGAUUUAGUCAAAGUCAGUGAGAUAUUACAGAAAGAUAUCAUUAGUGAAGCUAAAGAAAGAGCCUCAGAGGACGAAUGGGAAGAAUUUUCCAAAGAUGAGAUUGAAGAGGCACAAAGAAGUGCCAUCUCAGACUAUUACCCUCCUUUUGAUGAACACACACUUUUACUUAAGCACCAGUCAAGCAAAGAGUUAGACUUGGCUAAAGUAGUAGACUUUUUAACAAAUGAUAUCGGUGCUAGCUCUCUCUCAAAAAUGGCAGAGCUGAAAUGUAAGUAUGAGGAAGAGGCAAAAAGAGAUGGGGAAGAGAAACAGAAACGUGUUCUCAAGCCAUCCAUGUCAAUACAGGAGCACAAACUCAAAAUGCCUCCACCAGUUUCAGGCAUGCUCAGAUCUCCCUCAGAGAAGGACCUAAGCAAACUUGCUGAGUCAUAUCAAGGGUCGGACACUAUAUUGGAAUCGCCAGAGGAUCUGUCUCAUGAGCAGGAUAAGAGUCCUCUGUCAGACAGUGGGUUUGAGACCAGGAGUGAAAAGACACCCUCUGCUCCCCAAAGUGCAGAGAGCACAGGACCUAAGCCUUUAUUCACAGAUUCCCCUAUCCCCCCCUGCGUAACAGAGACCAGGACUGAAGUAGUCCAUAUUAGGAGCUAUGAGCAGCCUGAUGAGCUUUGUGAGCCUGGACUAAUGGAAGAGGCUGCAACUGCUCUCCCUGCCAUAGAACCACCUGAAGCAAUUUCAGCAAGCUCCAGCAAAGCCCUACAGAUGAAAAUGCCCGAAGAUGACUCAAUGAAAAGCAUGUGUCUUAAAGAGGAAACCCACAUUACUACUACUACCAGAAUGGUUUAUCAUAAGCCCCAACUGACUGAUGGUGCAGAGAUGAUAGAGGAGGCAAUGUCAGUUAGAGAUAUCAUGAAAGCUUUCCAGUCAGGUAGGGAUCCAUCUAAAGAUUUCGCAGGUCUUUUUGAACACAAAGCUAGCCAGGAUUCUGUCAAAGGUGAUGAGCUCACUCCUAGAUUUCUUGACAGAGAUGUUAAAUCCAAACCCAAAGUUGAAAGGAUAAUUGAGGUUCAUAUUGAGAAGGGCCACAGCACUGCAGAACCGACUGAGGUCAUUAUCAGGGAAACCAAGAAACACCCCGAGCUUUAUGUUUACAAAGGUGAUCGGGGGAUAAAGGAACUGACUGAUUAUGAUGAAGCCCAACAAGAAGAAGAGGAGCUUGCUGUUGAAGAAUCCCUGCCCACCUUUCUGGAAACAUCUCGUGUUAAUACGCCGGUGUCACAGGAAGAAGACAGUCGUCCGAGUUCUGCUCAACUCAUAGCAGAUGAUUCAUAUAAAGCACUUAAAUUGUUGAGCCAGCAGUCCAUAGAAUACUGUGAUGAUGAGCUAUCAGAGAUCCGAGGCGAGUCGUACAGGUUUGCUGAGAAAAUGCUUCUCUCUGAAAAACUUGAUGCGGCAUCACUGAGCCACUCUGACACAGAGGAUUCAGCACUGGUUUGUGACAAAAUCCGCCACCUGGGUACUGAAGAAAGUAGUAGCCGUAGCACUGAGGGUGCAAGUCAACAGCAAGGAAGCCCCAAAAGAGAGUUUGUCUCAAAGUCAUCAAAAGAUGGGUCUCCUAAAUCUGCUAAAUUCCUGCACAGGGAUGAUCCAUCUCAGUUUGAUAAGGUAACAGUGCUCCAUUACUCCACAGAACAGGGCAGCCCUAAACAUGCAGUUUGGAUGCGUUUUACAGAGGAUAAACAUGACAGGAGCAGGGAUAAGUUACUUUAUGAGGAUAGGGUGGACCAAACUGUAAAGGAAGCUGAAGAAAAACUCAGUGAGGUCUCACAGUUCUUCCGUGAUAAAACGGAAAAGCUCAAUGAUGAGCUUCAGUCUCCUGAGAAAAAGCCUAUAAAGCGAGAGCUCAAGGAUCCCAGGUCCUGGCCUAGCUCACCCAGCAGCAGUCCAGAGAAAACCCAGCAGAAACCCAAAGCAGAAGAGGUGUUCAGUAAAAGCAAACUCAGGGAGCCUUCAGUUGGUAAAAUGUUUGGCAGCACCACAGCAGCUGAAAAGAAAAGCUCUAGUCUACCAAGCAGCCCACAGAAAACUGUUCUCUCUCAUACUAGUGAGGAUAAAAUCAAACAACAGACAAAGUCCUGUGUGUCUGAACCCUCCUCUCCUGCUCAUGUAAAAUCAACAUCCAAAGUGAGUGAAGUGAGAAAGAAGUUUGAAUCGGAGGCUCAAAAAGUUAGUCAAAGUCAGUCUAGUCCAGCCAAAAUUCCUCCUCCAGUACAGCCAAAACCGUCAAUAAAGAAAUUGCAGGAGAGCAAACUUCCCGUUUAUCAGUUUUUUGCAGGAGGAAAAGUGUCUAAAGCAUCUGAAACUUCAGAAGAAGUAAGCCCAAAAAAGGAUGCUGAGAAGGACACAAAUGGAAGUAAACCUGGUUUGAUAUCAGCAUGCCCAAAAGUCCCCAAACUAGACAAGCCACCUAACAAAAACAUCCCAGAUGCCUCUGUACAAAUCAUUGAAACAAAGACAGACAAAGUAGGCACUAAAGGGAAGGCUAGUCCAUCCAGUGCAACUCAGGCAAUUAAAGAAAGCAAUAAAAGUCAGAAAGCUCAAUCACCUAUAAUUCCUGACAGUGCUAAAAUUCCAGAAAAAGCCACUGACAGUAAAAAAUACCAACAAGUUACAAAAAGUGAAAGUGCUUCCAAAGAAAUUAUAACUGAGCUAUUCAAAAAGGAAGCAGAGGAAACACUAAAUAAAAAUCUUAGAAAAAAGACAGAAUCUCAAAUUCCUGUUAGAAAUACAUCCCUCUCUUUAGAUAAUGACCUCACUAAGAAACCAACAAUAACUAGACCCUCACAGAUACCAACACUACCUAAAACCAAAGUACAAAGUCAUGAGACAGUCCCAGCCAAAACAGAUCUAACCUUUGAAAUUCUUGAUAAUGCACCCAAAGAUUCAAAUUCCAAUAACCUUCCUAGCCCCAUAGAAAUGUUGGAGAAAGCCAUUACACCUCCAGCUGCUACAACAACCAGAGAGAACUUCAAAGGCAUAAAAACAUUACCUGUUUAUGUUGGCGUUCAGGUGGGUAGACAGGCAGAGAGGGAAGCUAAAGGAGCACUGUACAAUGUCAAACAAAAAUCAAACUUAGCCCUAAGCCCCAUAAGCCCAGAUGAUGACACACUAGAGCAGGUUUCUUUCAUUGACAGCUCGGGAAAAAGUCCCAUUACACCAGAGACUCCCAGCUCGGAGGAGGUCAGCUAUGAUCUCACAUGCAGGACCCCUGAUGGCUUUAUGGGAUUCUUGCCAGGGAAACCAAGCCCCAUCAUGGAGGUAUCUGAGGAAUCAGAGGGAGAUGACCAGGGCAAGGUUUUCUCUUUUAAAGAGGCCCUACCAGAAAGUAAAACCAGUAUUUACUCUACCCAAGCAGACAUAGCUAAUGCCAAUAAGGAAGAAAUAAAAACUGAUAAUCAACACGAGUUGAGCGUCAGCAAUUUAAACCAACAUGAAAGAGUCACUGGCAUGCAUGACGAAAUAACAGGACAGGAGAAGCAACAAGCAUCAAAAGACAAAGGUAUUGCAUAUAUUGAGUUCCCUCCCCCUCCUCCUCUGGACUCAAGUUCAGAAAUGUCAGACCCAGAGAGAAAAGGUUCCUGUGCUUCUUCCGAGACCGAGACGGAAAUGAUGGAGGUGAAUUUGCAGGAAGAACAUGACAAGCAUUUCCUGAUCGAGCCAAUUAUACGAAUACAGCCCCCAUCCCCAGUGCCCCCUGGGGCAGAUGACAGUCAGUCAAAUGCUGAUGAAGAGGAUGAUGAAUCAAUCUUCCAACCCAUUCCUUGCAAGAAAUUCACUUCUAAAGUUUCUGAGGAGGAGGACAAAAAGAAAGAGAAGGAAAAGGCAUCUAAAUCCAAAAAACAUGACAAAAAUGGAAAUGGGCCCAAUGGUGGCACCAAUGGCACUAAUGGUUCUAGUAAUGGUUCAAAAGUUUCAAAUGGCAAAGGAGAGGACUAUGAAUGUGAACAAAAUGGAAAUGACCAGUCAAUUACAGACUGUUCAAUUGCUACCACGGCUGAAUUUUCUCAUGACACUGAUGCGACAGAAAUAGACUCCCUCGAUGGAUAUGAACUCCAAGAUGAGGAUGAUGGCCUGUGUGAGCAGGCAGACUUACGGCUGUUUGGUCUUCCAGACAGCCGGAGAGAUGUCUGGGCAACAGAUACAUUUAGGUCCUCUGAUCGCUCUUUUCCCCAGACUAAACUGGAGGUUAUUGAAGAGGAAAAAACCCCAGAGGAAUGUCAAAAGGAUAUUAUUGGCAAAGAGAUACCCUCAAAUGGUGGAAAGACUGAUGGUGUUAGUAAAGAUGGAGCUACAAGUCAGGAACAAAAACAUUCAGAUAAAGAGGGGUUUUCAGACACUUACUUUAGUUAUAAGAUAGAAGAGGAGUUUAAUUCUCCUUUUAAGACUGUUGCCACCAAAGGGCUGGACUUUGACCCUUGGCCCAGUAAAGGUGGAGAAGAAGUCGUUGAUAUGGGAGGGACACGGGGAAACAAUGGUGAGCCUAAGCCUUUUGGACUGGCAGUUGACGACCAGUCCCAGGCCACAACACCAGACACUACCCCAGCCCGAACUCCAACGGAUGAUAGCACGCCGACGAGCGAGCCAAAUCCAUUCCCCUUCCAUGAAGGGAAGAUGUUUGAGAUGACACGCAGUGGCGCGAUUGACAUGAGCAAGAGGGACAUGGUGGAGGAGAGGCUCCAGUUUUUUCAGAUUGGCCCUCACAGUCCCUGUGAGAGAACAGACCUCCGCAUGGCGAUAGUAGCUGACCACCUUGGACUCAGUUGGACUGAGCUGGCCAGGGAGCUGGAUUUCUCUGUGGAUGAGAUCAACUUGAUCAGAGUGGAAAACCCCAAUUCCCUGACGGCACAGAGCUUCAUGCUCCUAAAGAAAUGGGUGCACAGGGACGGUAAAAAUGCCACAACGGAUGCUUUAACCGCGGUGCUGACUAAGAUCAAUCGGUUGGAUAUUGUGACUUUGCUGGAAGGGCCCAUAUUUGACUACGGUAACAUUUCAGGCACACGCUGCUUUGCCGAUGAUAACGCAGUAUUCCCGGAUCAGUCCGAUGGCUACGACAAUAUAGAUCUGGAGCUCCAAACCCCCUCAGACCUCAACUACGUGCCCCCAACCCCACUGCGCUCAGACGACUUCUUUAGCGAGGGCGAUCCUUUAGUAGAGUCCCAUAACAAGUCCAUGCUUACUAGACCUAGCGACCUCUCUCUCACUCAGACCACCAGCACCUCCAGCAGCGACCCCCUCACAGUGGCCCCGGGUCCAGGCUCCACUGCCACAGAGCUACCUAUUGCUGGGCCUGAAGAUACAGAAACUGAGAUGUUUACUGAAGAAAAAACAGGAUUGGUGUGUGUAGAGAGGCCAGAUAAUGACAGACGGUUGGUAGAGCAAUCAGGAAAGGAGACAGAAGAAGUAAAAGCAGGAGACCAUCUUGUUUUGGAGAGUCAGGGAGGGGCCGUAAAAGAGAAGGCUACCGCAGACACUGGUCUUGGAAAUGGAGUGGAGGAAGAAGAGGAGGAGGAAAUGACGCAGGAGAGGUUGCAGAGUCUGCUGGAGGAUUUAAAGCUGGAAGAGGGCAUGGAGGAAGAGGAGGUGUCAGAGGAGCUUGUGAAUGCCAUCCUUGAACAAGUACGGAAAGCAGAAAAAGACAUUUAUUCAGUUCCAGGCAGGAGCAGUGAGACGUCUGGCGCAAUCGGGGAGUCAGCAGCCCCUGGCCCCAGCCCGGGCUCUGAGAAGGGCAGCCCCGACAGUCUAGCUGAUUCGCUAGAGGAGCCCCAGGUUCAGACCAACAAACAGAAUGGAGGUCAGACUGAAGCAGCCAGGGAAGGGAUGGAAAAGGUGCCCAGGAGGAAGGAAUCCCAGGAGGACAGCAGCACAGCGGGACCAAGCAGAGGAGACAAGGACGGAGGCAACAGGUCCCAGCACAAAGUCCAGGAGAGUGUUAGAGAGAAGGAGUCCGACUCUGAUGAGGAGACCACUGUCACUACCAGGGUGAUACGCAGACGGGUUGUACUCAAGGGAGAGGAGGCCAGAAACAUUCCUGGAGACUCUGUGACAGAGGAGCAGUUCAUAGAUGAAGAUGGGAAUCUGGUCACCAGAAAAGUGAUCAGAAAGGUUGUACGCAGAGUGUUCAGCUCAGAGGAAAGGAGGCAAAGUGAAGGCGAAUUUAUUGCAGCAGAAGAACCUGCUGCUGCUGCUGGUGGGGGAGGUGUUGGUGGUGGUGUAGCCUCAGGUGGAGCUGACACUGCUUCUUCAUCAGGAGCGGCAGCAAGAGCCACGGGGGGGAAGGGCAAGAAGAAGGGGAAGCGAUCCCGACACGGCCACAAGGAGGAGCCUCAAAGAGUGAAAGCUGAGCCUGGAGACGGUGCCAACAAGAAACCAGGGAGGAAGAGUCAUUCUUAACAGUAGAGCUCUCAACUACAACUGGUCCAUGGACAUCCACCUGUGACCCCCACACAUGACCCUGGGAGGAAAAACAGACCGGGGCCAAUGAAACCGGGAGCCAACACGUGUCUGAAGCUUUCGCUUUACAACGCAUGGUUUUCAGCAAGACAACACGUUACUUUUCUUUGAUUUCGCAUGAGCAUGUCACCAAACUCACUCACUGUUGGAAAACAACACCGAAGGACACGCAUGGACGUGAGCUGGAAACUUCUUUAAUCUUUGGCAAAUGAAAGGCGUCUGUGACCAAAGACGGCACAAACAGCGAGGGAAAAGACUUCACUCUCUCAGACACUCGCCUUGUAUGGCUUUAUUUUUUCCUCCUGCACUCACGGUAUUGGGGUGCACCAUGUGGUUCUUUUAUAAAACAAAACAAAGGAGAUAUAAUAGUACCUGGGUGUUUUUGUUGUACAUAAAUGACACUGUAUAAAAUCUUUAAAAAAAAAAAGAAUUGGUAGCUUCACAGAUUGUUUAUGCACUGAUUUGAGUUGAUGAAGCUUUGCAGAGCCAGUGCAUUUGUAUUGAGAGGUCGACACUUUUCGUGCAGCCUGGAGUGUGUCUUCUGACGUGCUCUUCCCAAAUAUAAAAAGGAACAAAAAAAGCUGUAUGUGAAUGAAACGAAUGGAGAAAAAAAAAUGAUGCUUGAUUUUCAACAGAGGACAUUUUCUUUAAAGACAACAGCUACUCUGCUCUGUCCGAGGGACAUUCUUCAGAGAAAUGAUAUUUUGCUGCAUGUUAUGUCACUUUAUUUUUAACGCUUUCCUUUCUUUCUCUUAAUUCAAAGCACUGUAAUACAACUUAGAGAGGGUGUGAUGGUACUUCUGUCUGUGUGAGCACUCAUAGUAACCCAAACAUCUGUCAUCUAUAACUGUUUUGUUUUUUAAUUUCCUUUUCUUUUCUUUUUUUUUUACAAAUGAAAUGACACUCCACAUCCUAGUGGCGAGAUAGUACAGCAUCCUUCUUAUGCAACAGGAAAGUACUGACACUGUCCAAUGCAUCUUUCAGACUAGCACAUUGUUAGCUCUAGACCGCUAGCAACGCUGUGUGUGUGUGCGUUUGUCUGUGUGUGCGCGUGUGUGUUUAACAUUAAGAAAAAAAAUCCAUGCAUACUAGAAGUGUAUAUUUAAACCUUUAGUUCUACUGUGGUUUUUAAAAGGGGACUUUUACGUUGAUGAUUUUUAUCCUGUUUAUUUGCUUCUAUUUACAUGAGAACAGAGAAUCUCAUUUUUAGCCCCAUCACUCAAAUCGAAAUCUUUGUAAUCACAUACAAAUCACUGUCAGUUAUUAAAAAUGUGACUUUCUGUUCAUGUGUAAAUUGAAUUUCUGUUUGUUUUUUUUUCAUAUGAAUCCACCCUAAGCAUCCAUUGUUGAUAAUAAAUCUGGUACCGACAUGUAUGACAAACCAACAUAGCCUACACUGGAUGAUCCAAGUAAUUAUUUAAGCAGAAAAAUAAAUUGUGUUUAAACUGAA